CAUGCUAAGCUAACUCAGCUAGCCUCUCCCCUCGGUGUGAUUAGUUGAGACGCACCGGCUCCACCAACAUCACGGUGCCGUUAGGACUGAACCGACUCUCCGUUAGACGCACACACGGCCCAGACACAGCGCACACACCGCAGGGACACACCGUACAGGCGUCCGUUUAUCCAACGACUGAAGAUGAUUAAGCUCUUUUCCCUGAAGCAGCAGAAGAAAGACGAGGAAUCUGCCGGAGGAAACAGAGCAGGAGCCGGGGGAAAAAAAGCUAGCGCGGCCCAGCUCCGGAUACAGAAAGACAUCAAUGAGUUGAACCUGCCAAAGACCUGUGAGAUCAACUUCCCUGAUGACGAUGACCUCCUUAACUUCAGACUCAUCAUCUCACCAGACGAGGGUUUUUACAAAGGAGGAAAAUUUGUCUUCAGCUUUAAGGUAGGACAGGGUUACCCCCACGACCCCCCCAAGGUAAAGUGUGAGACGAUGGUGUAUCACCCCAACAUCGACCUGGAAGGAAACGUCUGCCUAAAUAUCUUAAGAGAGGACUGGAAGCCUGUGUUGACAAUAAACUCUAUCAUCUACGGUCUACAGUAUCUAUUUCUAGAGCCUAACCCUGAGGACCCGUUGAACAAGGAGGCGGCAGAAGUCCUGCAGACGAACCGGCGGCUCUUUGAGCAGAACGUCUAUCGCUCUCUGAGGGGAGGCUACGUGGGCGCCACCUACUUCGAGAGGUGUCUUAAAUAACUCGGCGUCCCAUGAUCCUCCAAACUCCCCCACCCCUCCCCUUACACUCCUGCUCCCCCUCUGCCUCCCCCCUCCCUCCCCCUUUUACUCCUCAGUCCUGCUCGUUGGCAGAAGCAGGAGCUGCGGUGACAGAAAGCAGCACGCCAGAAGACGCUUUUCUGUUUUAAAACAAAAGAAGACAAAGAAGCUCCCCCCUCCCCCCCUCCACCUCCUCCUCCUGUCAUCCCCCCCUCCUCCCCCCUCCUCCCAUAUUUCUCUCUGUUUUACUUCCAAGACGCAACGUUCAACCGUUUACACGCCACAGGGGGACGCCGAUACACAACAUACACCAGAACUGGACUGAAAAAGAUGGCCGACAGCGAGCGGCGGCCGAGGGUGAUGAUGAUAGAGGAUGGGGGGAGGGGGAGAAAGGGGGGAGGAGGAGGAGGCAGGUGUGGGUGAUUAGUGAAUGUUGCUCGGGUGAGUCGAUGAUGAUGAUGACGAUGAUACCCACAUGAUUUUCUUUUAUUUUUUAUUUUUUGUGAGGCGAAGACGCCUACAUCUGGCAGGCGGUCAGAAGGACACGCCCACCUCCAUCUCGCCGCCGUUGGUUCGUUGUUACAUGGCAGCAAACUCCAAACUUACAAACUUAAACUUUGUCCAUUUCAACAGGAUUUCUGUGCAGGGCGUCUCCGGGUACACGGCUGGUUACCCCGACAACUUAACAGCGCCUAGCAACCAUGCAGCGCCCAUGAGACUUCAGGAGGUCACUACACUUGGAUAUUAUUUGCCAAGAAAUAGUUCCUCCUGAUACCAUAAACAUAGUUGUUUCUUUAGUUAGCACAACGAGGGGAGGGGCUUGUUACCAUAGCGAUAGCGGCCUGAUGGAGUGGGAGGAGCUUGUUGGUAAGAUUAGGAGGGGCUUUGAGUCUUGGUGAGAAUAAACGCUCCUCAAAACGUAGUAACAGUUUCCAUAAGGCGAGACUAGAACUAAACUUCCAGGCUGCAGUGACUCCACACCUGUAGCUACAGUGAUGUCAGCACAGUGGGAGGGGCUUGUUCAUAACAGCACUACUAGGCACGCCUUAAAAAGUUCCUGUAAGGAAGACAGCAGCAUAAUUUUCAGCCAACAGUUGGAGGUACACUGAUGUCAGCGCCAGGGGGAGGAGCUUCUGAGUCAGGGUAGGAGGGGCUUGUCGGAGAGGGCGGGGCUUUGGAGCCACAGUGGAAACAGGUACGCCUUACAAAGUUCCCGAAAACAAGACCUCUGUAGUUCGGCCUGCAGUGACGCCACAGCUGUGAUGUCACAGUGUCUGUGUAGGAGGAGGAGCUUAUGAGUCGCAGUGGGAGGUGCUUGGUAAAAUGUGAGGAGCUUUUUAGUUUCAACAAUUGCAGAUGCUUCUUAAAAUCAGUCUGCAGGUGAGACAGGUGUGAUGCGCUGAGACAGUUUGGAGUUUGCUGCUGAAUCACACAAACAUGAACACACACACACACACACACACACACUCUCAGCGUCAGGGGGCGGAGCGUCGUGUCAGGUGGGCGGGGCUGUUGGGGUAGUGUGUUAGUUUAAGAGGGG
Messenger RNA from Epinephelus moara (kelp grouper), 2299 nucleotides. It is a transcript of the gene ube2m, whose product is annotated as ubiquitin conjugating enzyme E2 M. The transcript is spliced from 6 exons. The coding region runs from base 184 to 741 and encodes 185 amino acids. The record is from RefSeq and is a predicted model, not a curated record. NCBI's taxonomy places the organism in Eukaryota, Metazoa, Chordata, Actinopteri, Perciformes, Serranidae.